Molecule: messenger RNA, 1300 nt
Organism: Chilo suppressalis (striped riceborer)
Lineage: Eukaryota; Metazoa; Arthropoda; Insecta; Lepidoptera; Crambidae
Source: the annotation of a GenBank genome assembly
GGGGUUUGCUAUAUGUUCUCUUGCAUUAUAUUGCGAAAACCUUAGAGAGUACAUAACAAACUGACAACUUUAAUGACAGUGUACUGCAAAGUCAAACUUAUUUACAAGCAUUCACGCAAAGGAUUAGUUGUAUUUAAAACUGAAAUUUACCGUAGAAUAUUAAUAUUAGUGCAAAAUGAAUAGAAAUCAACGCAGACUUGGUAGGCAGCUUCAGAAGCGGUAUGAGGAAACUAAAUAUGCGAAGGCAGAAUUAGAAGAAGUUUUGCCACCGAAAAGUAAGAGGGAUCCGGCUAAGCUACAAAAGUUUACGACCAACAAAUGUUGCUUUGUAACGCCCGUAUACGAAGAUUUUGGGCAAAUUACUGAAGCUAACGAGACACCUGUUAAAUACCAAGAUAUACUUAAAGAGCAAUUCGGAUUCGACCCGCUCAUGCCGGAAACAAUAAACCAAUUAAAGGAAUUGAGAAAAGUGCUUUGUAAUAACACGGCUAAAGUUGAGAAUUGCUCUCAAUACGCCGAAGAUAGUAGUAACAGGUGCGGCCCGGAGUAUGCCAAAAUCGAUGGAACGCGUUGGCAGACCGUUAAUAAUGUUGCGGAAAUCGACAAGUACAUAGCUCAUGAAAACGAAAAGUCAGAAGCAUAUUUAGUCCUCCCCGAAAAUGUUUGCAUAACAGAAACACCACGAAUAAAGAUAAUCGCAAAGAAGUUCUCUAAAUGCAAAAGGAACAACAUGGAAUUGAGGAGGCUCGACGAAAAAGUGGCUUGUGUUGAAUACGAUGUAUUUAUUGGCAAAGAGGAGAAGCCUAGAGAAACAUUGAGAGCGUUCUUCUCAAUAAAACCUGCCAAAGGGAAGGACAGUGAAAAAGGGGAUAAAUUCAACAUGGCCAGUGAUGAGUUGAAACAAUUCACCGAGAAAGAGAUCGAAAUCAUUGAUGGCAAGAUACAGGAGAACAAAUCUUACUUGGAGGACCUGAAAAGAAUCUUGAAGAGAAAACAGGCUAUAUUCGCCAAGAGGAAUAAAAACACUCUGGAUCUUAUGUCUUUAUACGAAAUGGCUAAAAGGGAAAGUCCACCUUUAGAAGACGGUUUCUCGAAUACAAACUUUUUGUCUAAAGCCGAACUGCAAGAAAUGAAGAACUUGAUUCUAAAGAAAUGCGCUUCCAGUGCGCAUGGGAUAAGCAGGAGAACUUUGAAGAAAGAACCGGAAGGAAACGGUGGUAAUAUAGGGCUCAUAUCUCAGAGCAUCUUAGCCGAAUUGUGGAGGGAAGGAGACAUUAUUGGCAAAUAAACUGUGUGGAGG